AUUAACAAUUCCCAGAAAAAAAACAGUCACCUAAAAAAUUCCCUCCAUCUCUCUCUCUCCUCUUUCUCUCUCUAACCUCUGCAUACAAACAUAAUGGCCUAGCUGUGUUUUCUUGGAUCCAGAGAUUCUGCCACUUUUUCCAAGUAUAUUAUAUUCUUCACUCUUCUUUUCUUAAAUAAAAUAAAAAUCCAUUAUAAUUUAUAUCCUACAAAGACAUGAUUUUGUUUUCCUCCCAGAAACCCUGUUUUUUGCUUUGCCCAACGUUGGAAUUUGUGGCCUAGUUUCCUUUUAUUCUUUUCUAAUGCCUGUUCAUCCAUGGCCGCUCUUCUUCUUUUUCUUCUUCUUCUUCUUCAAUUUUGCCCCUGUUUUCUCCCUCAAUUCACAGGGGGAAGCCCUUCUCGCCUGGAAAAACAGCUUGAAUGGAUCUCUGGAGCCGUUAAACAAUUGGGAUUCAACCGACGAAUCUCCGUGCCUCUGGUUCGGCAUUGUCUGCAAUUUCAAGAACGAGGUUGUGGAGAUUAACUUGAAGUACAUUGAUUUGCUCGGGAGUGUUCCCGCGAAUUUCAGCUCGUUGCUUUCUCUGAACAAGUUGAGUUUGUCGGGGACUAAUCUCACUGGGACAAUUCCUCAAACACUUGGCGAUCUUCUGGAACUGAAGCUUUUGGACCUGAGCGACAAUGGUUUGAACGGCGAAAUUCCGACAAGGAUUUGUCAUUUGCCGAAACUGGAGCAGCUUUAUCUCAGCACGAACCGGCUCGAGGGAUCGAUUCCGGCGGAAAUUGGAAACCUGACCGGUUUGAUGGAGCUGACCAUCUACGAUAAUCAGCUCACCGGCGGGAUUCCGGCCACCAUCGGCAACUUGAAGCAGCUUUCAGUUCUGAGAGCCGGCGGGAACAAGAACCUCGGCGGCGCUCUCCCCGAAGAAAUCGGAAACUGCACCAAUUUAGCCAUGUUGGGAUUGGCGGAAACCAGCAUUUCCGGGUUUCUCCCACCUUCUUUGGGGCGGUUGAAGAAACUGCAGACGCUGGCAAUUUACACCGCCCUUCUCUCCGGCCAAAUCCCGCCGGAACUCGGCGACUGCACCGAGCUACGGAACAUUUACCUCUACGAAAACUCGUUGACCGGGUCAAUUCCGGCGCGGCUCGGAAUGCUCCAGAACCUCCAAAACCUCCUCCUAUGGCAGAACAAUUUAGUCGGCAUCAUUCCGCCGGAGCUCGGAAACUGCCGGAGAUUAGUUGUCGUCGAUGCAUCUAUGAACACGUUGACCGGUGAUAUACCGGAGACUUUUGGCAACUUGAGCUUUCUCCAAGAGCUGCAGCUGAGUGUGAACCAGAUCUCCGGCAAGAUUCCGAGUCAACUCGGCAACUGCACUGCGAUGACUCAUAUCGAGCUCGACAACAAUCAAAUCAGCGGCAGCAUUCCUUACGAACUCGGGAAUUUAUCGAAUUUAACGCUGCUGUUCCUGUGGCAGAAUCGGCUCGAAGGGAAUAUUCCCGAAUCUUUAUCCAACUGUCGGAAGCUCGAAGCUGUUGACGUUUCGCAGAAUUCGUUGACGGGCCCCAUCCCGAGCGGGAUCUUCGAGCUGCAGAAUCUGAACAAGCUUUUGCUCCUCUCGAAUAAUCUCUCCGGCCAGAUUCCGCCGGAGAUCGGUAACUGUUCUUCGCUUAUCCGAUUCCGAGCUAGUAAUAAUAAGCUCACCGGAAAUGUGCCGCCUGAUAUUGGGCGGUUGAAGAAUUUGAAUUUUCUUGAUCUUGGAUCGAAUCGGUUAUCCGGGGUUAUACCCGCCGAGAUUUCCGGAUGCAAGAAUCUCACGUUUCUUGAUCUGCAUUCGAAUUCGAUAUCCGGGAAUAUUCCGGCGAAUGUGAAUCAGCUUGCCUCUCUUCAGUUUCUUGAUGUGUCCGAAAAUCUGAUCGAAGGUGAAUUGAGUUCGAAUCUCGGCUCGUUGAUUUCGCUCACGAAGCUCAUCCUCGGACAGAAUAAACUGUCCGGUUCGAUACCGGACGAACUUGGUUCGUGCUCCAGGCUUCAGCUGCUUGAUUUGAGCAGCAACGAGCUCGAGGGUCAGAUUCCGGCUAGCUUGGGGAAUAUUCCGGCGCUGGAGAUCGCAUUGAACUUGAGCCGGAACGAGCUCUCCGGCGGGAUACCGAAGGCGUUCACUGCGUUGGACAAGUUAGGGGUGCUGGAUAUCUCUCACAACCACCUCUCCGGCGACCUCCUUUACCUGGCGGAGCUUCAGAAUCUCGUGGUGCUCAACGUCUCCCACAACAACUUUUCCGGCCACGUGCCAGAGACCCCGUUCUUCGCCAAGCUCCCGCUCAGCGUCCUCGCCGAAAACCCCAAGUUAUGCUUCUCAGGCAACGAGUGCGCCGCCGAUAGAGGCGGCGGCGGCUCGGCCAGGCGGGGGAAGGCGGCCAGGGUGGCGAUGGUGGUGCUCCUCUGUACGGCCUGCCUCCUCCUCCUGACCGCCCUCUACAUCAUCCUCGGAGGCAAGAUGCGGGCCCGCCGGGCCCACGACUGCGAUCUCGCCAGCGAGGACGACAUGGAGUUCGUGGGCCCGUGGGAGGUCACACUCUACCAGAAGCUCGACUUGUCCAUCAACGACGUGGCAAAGUGCCUGACAGCUGUCAACGUGAUCGGCCACGGCCGGUCGGGCGUCGUGUACCGCGCCGCCACCCCAUCUGGGCCCACCAUCGCCGCCAAGAGAUUCCGGUUAUCAGAGAAGUACUCCGCCGCUUCAUUUUCGUCGGAGGUGACGACUUUGGCCAGAAUCCGGCACCGGAACAUCGUGAGGCUAUUGGGGUGGGCCACCAAUAGGAAGACUAAGCUGUUAUUCUACGACUAUUUGCCAAACGGCACCUUAGCGGAACUACUGCACGACGGCCGGGGCGAGAGGGUCGAGUGGGAGAUCCGGUUCAAGAUAGGGUUAGGUGUUGCCGAGGGGUUGUCUUAUUUACACCACGACUGCGUGCCCCCCAUUCUCCACCGCGACGUGAAGACGCAAAACAUACUAUUAGGCGAUCGGUACGAGCCGUGUUUGGCCGAUUUCGGGCUCGCGCGCUUUAUCGAGGACGAAACUACUUGCGGUUCUUUUUCGGCAUACCCCCAACUUGCUGGUUCAUACGGAUAUUUUGCUCCAGAGUAUGCUUCGAUGCUCAAAAUCACGGAAAAGAGCGACGUAUACAGCUACGGAGUCGUUCUACUAGAAAUCAUAACGGGGAAGGAGCCCGUGGACCCCACGUUCCCGGAGGGGCUCCACGUGAUCCAGUGGGUCCGCGACCGCCUAAAGAGCAAAGCGGACCCCGUCGAAAUCAUCGAUCCGAGGCUCCAAGGGCACCCGGACACUCAAAUACAAGAGAUGCUUCAAGCCCUAGGGAUAGCCUUACUAUGCACUAGCAACCGCCCGGACGAUCGGCCCGCCAUGAAAGACGUGGUGGCACUAUUGAAGGAAAUUAAGCACGAGCACUCUGCGGGGGCGGAUGGGGCCCACAAGCCCGCGAGUAAAGCACCGAAAGGGUCGGAAGUUCCGACAUACUCUUCUUCGUCAGUCACCCCGGCCCAAUUGUUGCUUCUCCGUGGUUCGUCGAAUUGCUCCUUGGUUAAUUACUCGUCUUCCUCCACAAGCUACAACGGAUAACUAGCCUCGACGAUUGGAAAUUUAACCAUAGCUAUUUUUUUUUAUAGGAUUAGGGUAGCAAAUUAGUUGCCAUUGUAAAGAGCUAGGAGCAAUAUUCAAUGUUUUUGGUUCUUCAAAUAUAAAUGUUGUUCAAUAUGAGCACAAUUUCAUAUUUUUUUUUUUGG
This is a messenger RNA of Erythranthe guttata (spotted monkey flower), 3798 nucleotides long. RefSeq lists its product as uncharacterized. Gene Ontology annotation, biological process: protein phosphorylation. NCBI's taxonomy places the organism in Eukaryota, Viridiplantae, Streptophyta, Magnoliopsida, Lamiales, Phrymaceae. Gene Ontology annotation, molecular function: ATP binding; protein binding; protein kinase activity. The record is from RefSeq and is a predicted model, not a curated record.